CCAGAAUCCAUUAAAGGCUCAAAUACUAUAUAUGAUCUGCCUUUUUACCUUUUCUCAUCUAGAAAGUCUCACACCUUUUUGAGGACACUCUUUGAUGACAGUGACAUUAGAUGUGUCCAGGUCACUUGUGUUAUAAGCUGGUCUACAAUCUGGAUUCAUCUGUAUGUUUCCUCAUGAUGCUGAUUACUAUAAGAGAAAGAAAGAAUCAAGGUUUUUAUGUGAAAUAAUCCUGAUGUUUAUACACCACACAGGCCACCCAGAACACAGCUUAGAGGCCACCUCCAGCCCCGGCCAGCACCCACUCAUCCGGGCCUUCCCUCCCCUUCCUCCUCUGCCCACUCUGCCUCAGCGCAGCAGUGUCUUCUGGGCAGUCCGGGUUCCCAGGGCCCAGGGUGGUGGCAGGCCCUCCAGCUGGUCCCACUCAGUCUGUCCUGUUUUCCAGAUUCUGGUACAGGUCAAAGAGGUCCUCUCCAAGCUUAGCACACUCGUGGAGACCACACUUAAGGAGACAGAGAAGAUUACAGUGUGCGGGGACACCCAUGGCCAGUUCUAUGACCUCCUCAACAUAUUUGAGCUCAACGGUUUACCCUCAGAGACCAACCCCUAUAUAUUUAAUGGUGACUUUGUGGACCGUGGCUCCUUCUCUGUAGAAGUGAUCCUCACCCUUUUCGGCUUUAAGCUCCUGUACCCGGAUCACUUUCACCUACUUCGAGGCAACCACGAGACAGACAACAUGAACCAGAUCUAUGGAUUUGAGGGCGAGGUGAAGGCCAAGUACACAGCCCAGAUGUACGAGCUCUUCAGCGAAGUGUUUGAGUGGCUCCCGUUGGCCCAGUGCAUCAAUGGCAAAGUGCUGAUCAUGCAUGGGGGCUUGUUUAGUGAAGACGGCGUCACCCUGGAUGAUAUCCGGAAGAUUGAACGGAACCGGCAACCCCCUGAUUCAGGUCCCAUGUGUGACCUCCUCUGGUCAGAUCCGCAGCCUCAGAACGGACGCUCAGUCAGCAAACGGGGAGUGAGCUGCCAGUUUGGGCCCGAUGUCACCAAGGCCUUCCUGGAGGAGAACCACCUGGACUACAUCAUCCGUAGCCACGAGGUCAAGGCUGAGGGCUAUGAGGUGGCACACAGUGGCCGCUGCGUCACCGUCUUUUCCGCCCCCAACUACUGCGAUCAGAUGGGGAACAAAGCCGCCUACAUCCACCUUCGGGGCUCCGACCUGCGGCCCCAGUUCCACCAGUUCACAGCAGUGCCUCACCCCAACGUCAAGCCCAUGGCCUAUGCCAACACGCUGCUGCAGCUGGGAAUGAUGUGAGGCAACGGCGGCCUGUGUCUUGGGGCCCCUCCACCCCCACCCGACCCCAGGCCCAGGCUGGGGGCAGAGCAGGCCCCGCCCCAGGGCAACGUUGGACCCCCUUUUACUUUGUAAAGUUUGUAUUUAUUCCCCUUUAGGUUCGCAGAGGGGGUGGGGGCAGAGUCAGGGGCCGGCCAGAGGGUCCACUUCCUGGAUAAAGAGGAAGGAGCUGGCGAAGCUGGGGUUGGGGGCACAGCCCGGGCAUUCUGGAGGGAGGCCAGCCUCGGGGCAGGAUGGGGCCAAGCGGCACCCUGCUCCCCUCGAUGUGUGGUUCCUCCCCCACUAAAGCAAUAGGGCCCUGCCAUAGGAAGACCCCCAGAGAGAGGGUCAUCAGGGAGGCCUCGCCUGCAUCCCCCUCCUGGUAGCCCCAGGGUGGGGCUAGGCUGGGGCCCACCCCCUUCCCCAGCUAUUUUAUGUCUGUAAUUAAAUAUGUUAAAAUAAAGUCAUUAUUGUAUGUCA
Galeopterus variegatus (Sunda flying lemur) is the source of this 1807-nucleotide messenger RNA. Its product is annotated as serine/threonine-protein phosphatase 5-like. The record is from RefSeq and is a predicted model, not a curated record. Lineage: Eukaryota; Metazoa; Chordata; Mammalia; Dermoptera; Cynocephalidae. Gene Ontology annotation, cellular component: cytosol; nucleus. Gene Ontology annotation, molecular function: protein serine/threonine phosphatase activity.